This is a messenger RNA of Capsicum annuum, 3748 nucleotides long. Its product is annotated as probable polygalacturonase. The transcript has 8 exons. Lineage: Eukaryota; Viridiplantae; Streptophyta; Magnoliopsida; Solanales; Solanaceae. The record is from RefSeq and is a predicted model, not a curated record. Gene Ontology annotation, molecular function: polygalacturonase activity. The coding region runs from base 387 to 968 and encodes 193 amino acids. Gene Ontology annotation, biological process: carbohydrate metabolic process.
CGGUUUAUUUAUUGUUCCCACCACAAAAUUUUACUAAGGUCAGCCAAAAAAAACCCUUUUAUAAUCUUUUUAGCAUAUAAUUCCAUGACUAAGACCGCCACUGCUACUGCUCCGACCAAGUCCGACCCGCCGCUGCUACAUCGACCAUACUCUGACCACCAUACCACUGCUCCAAAAACCAUUCUACGACCAUCGUACCACUACUCCGACCACCGUAUCACUACUCUAACAACCGUACCUCAAUUUUGAAGCUACUCCGACCCAUGUUCCUCUUUUGCAAGAAUUAUUCUCAUUCUUGGUUGAUAGGGUGAAGAAAUAAGCAUUGUGUUGAGAAGUGGAUGGCCCCUCAGAAGGAUACCAGCAAAUGUUGUUCAGACUCUUAAAAAAUGGCGGCAAAUGCAUUUUUGGAGGAUCCAACAUGGGAUGAAAAUGACUAUCCGAUGAUUGCACCAUUACUGUCCUACGGCCGAGGAGGGGAUACAGAUGUCGGUAGAUUCAUUAGUCUUAUUUUUGGAACCAACCUUACUGAUGUUGUCAUCACAGGGGAAAAUGGAAUCAUUGAUGGACAAGGGCAGCAAUGGUGGGAGAAAUUCCACAAGGGAGAACUAAAAUUUACAAGGCCUUAUUUGAUAGAAAUCAUGUACUCCAAUAAUAUUCAAAUCUCCAGUCUUACUUUAUUUAAUUCCCCUUCUUGGAAUGUCCAUCCUAUAUAUAGUAGGUCCAUCCACAGUGACCUCUCAUCCAAGGAUCUGACUGGAGGUCAGGAUAUGUGGAUUUCCUCCAUUAGAGGACAAAGAAAAGUUCAUGGCAUUUUUUGCAGGCCUAGACUUCUUUGGUGGUGGUAUUCUUACCUAAAAGGAAACUCUAAGACUGGGAGAGCUGGAGAAAAUGCUGUAAAUGAUAUAUUUGUUAUAUUAUCUGAUAGCUGGCUGGACAAUGAUGAGGAGAGAAGAAAAUCUUCUCCCUAAAAUUCCGCAAAUCGAAGAAGAUCAAGAGAAUACUACCAUCAUGGCUGAUGAAUAGGCAACCCACAGGAUAGUUAGAGAAGUGAAAAUCCAACUUCUAACAAAUUUGACCUCCCCAUUUCAGAAGCCGAUAGCAGGAGGCAAUUUCAAGCUUAAACAUAAUAUGGUACUACUUCUAAUCAGCAGUGGACAGUUCACAGGGCUUUCUCAUAAAGAUCCACAUGUCUACUUGUGGAAUUCUGUUGAACUCAAUGAUACAUACAUUCUCAUGAGUGUGAAUGCAGAUAAUAUGAAGAAAACUCUGUUCCCCUUUUCACUGUUUAGGGAAGCAAAAAAAUGGUUGAAUGCGGAACUGAAAAACUCAAUCACCUUAUGGGAUGACAUGGCAAUAAAAUUCCUUAUUCAAUUUUUCCCAUCUGGUAAGACUGCGAGACUUCACAGUGACAUGGUGUGCUUCAAACAGCAUUCAUAUGAGAAUAUUUAACAUGCUUUAGAGCAUUCAAGGCUCUUCUUUGGAACUGUCCACACCAUCAAUAGUCCAACGAGGUAUUUGCUCAUACUUUUGUAAAGGCUCUUGAUCAAAUUACAAAAAUUUUGCUAGAUUCAGCUGCAGGUGGUCAUUCUCUUUAGAUGGCGUAUGAUGAGCUGUACACUCUAUUGAACCACAUAUCUCAAGGGAACCCAAAAUGGCAUUCAAACUUAAGGAGUUCCACAAAAAGAAUUAUAGGUGUAUUAGUGGUGGACCAAUUCACAACAUUAUUAGCUAAGGUUGUGGAAUUUGAUAAACACUCAGUUUAGCAGUCUAAAAGUUAGAACUCUACAGCGUACUAUAAUAGUUAAUGCAAUUCAUAAAACUAAUUAUUGUUGUGAGGUCUUUGGAAAUAGUGGCCAUUCUGCGACCAUGUUUUCUUCAAAUCUGGAAUCGGUAAUGUAUGUGGGCAAUGCUCAAAGACCAAAUUAUGGUAAUGCCUAAAACAUGAAGUGACAGACUUAGCCUUGGAAGGCCCAACAACAGCAAAUUCAGCAAUCACAUUCACAAGGAAAUCAAUAACCUAGCAACUUGGAAGAGAUGAUGAAGUAGGUUCAAGAUAAUCAAACACAGUUGGCUGCAGACGUAAAAAAUUAGUAGGCUACCAGAGAAGCUUAGAGUAGCAAUUGGGGUAGUUACAGUAGGCAUUGAAUACCAGGCCUUAAGGUGGGUUGCCAGCAGAGACAGAAAAUCCAAAACAAGUUAUGGCAAUCACCUUGAGGAGUGGUAAGGAUAUUUUAGGAAAAUCUCUAAAGGUAACUAAUGAGGUGGAUGCAGAUUUGACUCCCCUACAAGUUAAUCACAAAGUUUCUAAAAAGUCAAGGAAAUCUGAGUACUCGAAAUAAAAAGUUAUUGAACAUGGGAAGAAGAUGCCGCCACUUUCUUUCCCUUAGAGAAAAAUAAAAGCGGAGGAGGAUGCAAUGUUUAAGAAAUUCUUUGGCACGUUCAGACAGCUUCACAUUAACUUACCUUUGUUAGUUGUUUUACAGGGUAUGCCAACGUACACUAAGUAUUUUAGGGAUGUGGUUGAUAAUAAGGUAAAGAUGCAAGAGAUUGAAAGAGUAGCACUCAUUGAAGAGUAUAACGCUGUAAUAAUACAAAAUAUGCCGAAAAAACUUAAGGACUAAGGAAAGUUUACUCUCCCCAUACAAAUUAGCAAUAAUGAGGUGGUUCAGGCACUUAGUGAUUCAGGGAAGAGUAUCUAUAUAAUGCCCCUAUCUCUGUUCAAGACAUUAGGUUUGGGUCAGCCCAGACUGUGCACUGUACGUCUAUAGCUGGUAGACGGAUCCAUUGCUUAUCCGGAAGGAAUCAUUAAGGAUGUACUCAUAAAGGUUGGUACAUUUGUUAUUCCUAUUGACUUUAUUGUUCUAGACUUUCAGGAAGACGAACAAACCAAUUAUCUCAAGACGUCCAUUCUUAACAACUGUAGAAGCAUUGAUUGAUAUAAGGGAAGGCACACUCAUGAUGUGGUUGGAGGAUGAAGAGGCGGUAUUUAAAGUUUAUAAAGAACUCAACAUAACGUCCUAAUAUAAAGAAUUGUGUAUAAUUAAUGUUAUUAAAGGGGAAAAGUGUAGGGUGGCUAGUCUGCCAAAGGCCUCUUCUAACACCCUUAUUGAGUAGCCAAAGCCUCUAAUACCGCAGCCUGACAUGAUGCGAGUUGAUGAGCCUGAAAAGGCUAAAGAUAAAAAAUCUGCUAUACUUGAGACUUUACACCCAACAAGGGUGAAAAGAAUAAGAAGAUGGAGACCAAGUGUGAGAAGAGAAGAAAAGAGAAUGGCUAAGUCGUUAGUUGGGUCGUGCGGCGACACUAAAUCAGGAAUUGCUAGGGAGGUAACCCAGUUGAGUAGGUAUAUUUUAUUUUCAGUUUUUAGUUUUUAUUUCACGUUGUUUUUUUUUGUUUUUGAUUGAGUCACAGGUUAUUAAGAAGUUUGAGUACCGAAAACUUGAACUAAGAGCAAUGCAAAAACUGAGUGUGGGGUCCCCCAAAUCUUUUUUAUGCGAAAGAUGCUACUAGCUAGGCCUAGAGGCCUCAGGGAGUAUUUCUAUCUCUUACUUUUAAGUUCACUUUGGGGACAAAAUAGAUUUUAAGUAUGGGGUAGAGAAAUUUCCAAUUUUUGGCUAAUUUGUAAAACUUUUUGUGUAAGAUAUUCUUGUUGGUACUAUUUUUUAUUACAUGGGGCAAGUGUUUUAGUUGUAUAAGCAUGUUGAAUUGUCUGAAUUGCUACUUUUGAGACUCUUAGGCUCAUGUUUAUGA